Callorhinchus milii (elephant shark) is the source of this 3968-nucleotide messenger RNA. RefSeq names its product solute carrier family 16 member 12b (gene slc16a12b). NCBI's taxonomy places the organism in Eukaryota, Metazoa, Chordata, Chondrichthyes, Chimaeriformes, Callorhinchidae. Gene Ontology annotation, biological process: transmembrane transport; monocarboxylic acid transport. The record is from RefSeq and is a predicted model, not a curated record. The transcript has 7 exons. Bases 228 to 1649 code for a protein of 473 amino acids. Gene Ontology annotation, molecular function: monocarboxylic acid transmembrane transporter activity.
GUGGUUGGAUUCUGAAGGGUGAGGGCCAAAAGGGGUGGCAAGAUGACCGAAGCUGUAGACAAAGACAGUGAAGGAGAUGGUGGAUGAAAAUAAGUUGCAGGACAGCAUUCCAGGCAUUCUCCAUGUGCAAUAACUGUGUCCAUACUCAGCUGUACAGACCUACCAGACCCUAAUAUUACUGAAGCCAACAAACUCUGCCAAGCAGAGUGGAGCGUUGAUAUCUUGCUAUGCAUCAUAACUCAAAAGUUCCAUUGGUAAAACCCCCAGACGGAGGAUGGGGCUGGGUGAUUGUGGUCAGCUGCUUCAUAGUGACUGUCUGCACCAGGGCAGUCUCCAGGUGCUUCUCCAUAUUUUUCAUGGAGUUCCAGAAUUAUUUUGCUCAGGAUUAUGCAAUGACUGCAUGGAUACAUUCCACUGUUGACUGCACUACCAUGAUGUUUGCCCCCGUUGGGAGCAUCAUAAGCAAUCGGUAUUCCAGUAGAGCUUCAGUAGUUCUUGGAGGAUUGUUGGCUUCUGCUGGCCUCAUUCUGAGCUCAUUUGCCAAUUGUCUGGAGUAUUUAUACCUGUCCCUAGGAGUGCUCACGGGUUGUGGAUAUGCUUUAGCGUACACUCCAUCCGUAGCAAUUGUGGGAGAAUAUUUCCAUAAGAGGAAGGCCAUGGCUUAUGGAAUUGCCAUGUCGGGAACUGGAAUUGGCACUUUCGUUCUUGCUCCAGUGGUUCAGCUGCUAAUUGAAAAAUAUUCUUGGCGUGGGGCAUUACUCAUCCUUGGAGGCCUUGUUCUUAAUAUUUGUGCUUGUGGAGCUUUAUUGCGACCUCUUACUCUUGCAGACAAUCUAACCGGUUCCACUGUAACUGAAAAGGUCACUGAAGAAUGCACUUAUAAAGUACAACAUGACGAUCUCCCAUUACAUUGCUCUGCUCCACAUUCAGUCUUAACAAAAAUAGAUUGCAGUGACCAGCAAAGUUGUCGUUACUGUCCAUCGUACCAGGAAUAUGCCUUCCUUCUGACACCAGACUUUCUUGUUUUUGCUGUGUCUGUGCUAUUCUUAGCUUAUGGCUGCAGUACGCCUUUCGUAUAUCUCAUACCUUAUGCUGUAAAUGUUGGGGUCAGCCAGCAGCAAGCAGCCUUCCUCAUGUCAAUACUAGGAAUCAUGGACAUUAUUGGAACCAUUUCAUUUGGCUGGAUAACAGACAGAAGAUGCUUGAAGAAGUAUCGCAGGUUUUGUUUCUUUCUGACCAUUGGAUUGGAUGGUUUCAGCUCUUUGUUCAUUCCCAUUCUGAAAACUUUUCCACUCCUUGUUCCCUAUGCAUUUUGUUAUGGAUACUUUGAUGGGGCUUAUGUUGCUCUUCUCCCAGUAGUAACAUCUGAUAUAGCAGGACACGAUUUCCUGUCUUCAGGCCUUGGGAUAGUUUAUUUUAUUCAUGCAAUACCCUAUCUUAUCGGCCCACCAAUAGCAGGUUGGUUGGUGAACACAACUGGAACUUACACAGCAGCUUUCUUCAUCAGUGGCUUAUCUAUGAUGUUCGGUUCACUGCUAGUUCCUAGUGCUGAUUGGAUUAGGAGCUGCAGAAAUUCAGUUAAAGUUCAAGGCGUUAAGCCAGAUGUGGACAAUGCAACUUUUCACAAUGCACCGAACAAUCAUAUCUAAAAGCAGGAACUGGGUGUAUGCAAUUAACAUACCAGCAGCAAACUUUGUAUAGCAAAUUCUUUAAAAAAUGACAACGUUUUUCUCUUAGCAAUGUUUGUACAACUGUGUGUGUCUCUGUGGGUGUGUAUUAUUUUCAAUGCCAAAGUAUUUUGUAUAAACAUUUUUAAAUGUUUGAUCUUUAUACAUUCUGCACUUUUCCCGUAGACUUGCUAGCUGCAUCUCAGCAGGUCACUUAAAGUGCCUUCAAAAUGUUUGAGGGAAAAAUACUCCUGCAGGGAAUUGUGACUCCUGCAGAUUAUAUACAUAAAAGUACAUCUGUCUUAGCUUCAAUUUCGAUUUCCCCCAUUUACAUUAGUGGUUCUCUUAACUGCACAAUCUUGGUGUGACCUGUUACCAAUUUAGUCAUGUCAUGUUUGCCUACUAAAUUGUUUUAUGUAGUAUCUUUGUUUUAAGCUUUACAUGUUAGUUUUUAGAUUUGGUAUCAGUGGGAAACAAAGUAUAAUUCAAAUAGCUCCAGGUCAGAUUGUGCCAGACAACAAGAAUGAUAUUGGCUCACCGAUAAAGAUCCAAAUUCUCUGUGAAACUUGAAGUACCAAUCAUAUGUUCACACUGCCAAGGUAAAUAAAUUUACCCACCAACACAAAAUUUCCCCUCCCAUUAUCUCUCAAAUGGGCUGUAUUCAUUACAUCCUAUCUCUUAGACUGAAUUUAAAUUGUUUAAGCAGCUAAACAGACAUUUUUCAAACCAAGUGAGGGAAAAGGGAACACAAUUGGGUUCUAGAAAACUAUUCUGUGAAAGAGAAGGGAGCACUUGAAAUUCUUAACCUUAGAUCAAGGAUGUUCUGGGACUUCUAUGAUGAUAUAUGUACUCCCCUAUACUGGUACUUUCUCUACAACUAUAUCAGCAUUGUCUCCCAAGGCAGAUUUUACUAAGUGACACAGAAUUAUACUUUUCUCACUUUAUUCAGUGAUCAUCAAGAUACUUACGGAGUACAUCUGUCUUUCUCGAUGAUGCCUGCCAAACUUCCUGUAUGCAUACAGCUCCAACCUCAUUUGGUCACCAACUGAGACUGUUUACUUCCAUUACGAGAAAGCAAGUGAUAGAAAAAAAAAUCACAAAUCCAAUGGAGCACAUCCUCUCCAGAUGCAGUGUUAAAAUUGUCUUGUAUUUGAAUGAGUAGUUUGUUAGGGAAAAUACACCCUAGUGUGUGGUGAAUAAAGAUGGGAAUGGUAACUCUUUGUACUAGACUUUCUUCAAAAGACUUAUUCCAAUCCUACUUUCUGUUACCACCCUUUGAUUGUCUUGUCAUGAUGCUUCAUAGCGUUAAUUGCCUUUUUGAAUUGAGACAUUUAGGGAAGGGCAAAUUAAGAUAAAACUGAUGCAGCAUAGAUGCACAUUGCUUAAAUGUAAUGGGAGUCACAAAUCAGUAUGGAGCCCACUUCUUUCAUCCUAAGUCUUAAAGGUGGGGAGCUACAUGAAGCUUCUCACAAUGCAGAAAGCAAGUUUGCUGGAAAACCAGUCAGUAUGUAGUUUACUUUAUAAUGUUUAUGCUUAUUUUAAAUACUUGAUAUUCUAUUCCAAAGAAAUUUGUUUUUAUGUUUUAGAAUAGGUGAUGUGGGAUUACCAUUGAUUUAUCAAGAUUGAUUCAAUUCAAUCGUUUAACAAUUUAUUACAUUUUCUGUGCUAUUGUGUAUUUUUCUGCUAAGCCUUUUAAACCUGAUAAGCCUACUAAACCUCCUGACCUCAUUUCAAUGUAACUAUGGCACCUUGGUGCUUUGCCCAUGUACCAAAGUAUGAUGACAACACAACAAUGAGUUGAGACAUUUAGGGAAGGGCAAAUGAAGAUAAAACUGAUGCAGCAUUGCUAGGAAAUGCUUGUUGUUCACAAUGUUGUUCACAAAGCAAGAAACCAGACAAACAGGAUGCUGGGCUAAAUUGUCAAAUCAGUUGACUUCAUAUUCUCAGAAGUCAGAUUCUCAGAAGUUAUACUCGAGCUGUAUAGUGCUCUGGUCAGGCUGAACAUAGAAGGUUGUUGCACAGUUUGGUGAGUAAUCUAUAGAAUAGAAAAGUGCAAAUAUCUUGUCAUCAAUGGGUUCAUGUAAUAAAGGGCAUUGCCAUUCUCUUGGUCUGUUUUGAGUAGAUCCAGUCUCUACGAACAGCCAAUUUGUUAAAUAUUUUGAAACCAUUGUAUCAUUUAUGGUGUAUCAUGUAUAAUGCCUGUGGCAGCACAAUUUUUUGAAUUCAGCUUUCGUGGUGUGGUGCUAAAUUUUAAAUACUAUACAUGCACACAAACCAUAUUAAAAAGGUUUGCUGAUUGAA